AUGGAUCUCUCAAACCCCACCAUACACCUCACUCCCCUCGAAAGCACCCUGCAAACUCUUCUCCUCGAUGUCGCAUCCUACAUUAAAGAAGAGGGUAUUACGGAAGAAGGAAGUGAUGUGAAGAAGCAUCCGGAGACCGUCCUACGCUUCACAGGCGGCUGGGUGCGCGACAAGCUGCUCGGCGUCGAUAGCCAUGAUAUUGAUGUGGGGAUCAGCAGCAUGACGGGGUACCAGUUCGGAAUGGCUCUGAAGGAUUACUUGGAUGUUCCCGAGAACUUGGAGAAAUAUAAGAAGAGCCUUCCUAGUGAAGAAAUGAGCGACGCCAUUGUGAGCCUGCACAAGAUCGACGCCAACCCAGAGAAAUCGAAGCACCUGGAAACCGUCACUACCAAGAUUUUCGGCCUGGAUAUUGAUCUGGUCAACCUGCGCAAAGAGACAUACUCGGAAGACAGCCGGAAUCCGCAAAUGGAAUUUGGAACGGCCGAGGAGGACGCCCUGCGGCGAGAUGCCACCAUCAAUGCGCUUUUCUACAACCUGAAUGAGUCAAAACUGGAAGAUUUCACCAAGCGCGGGCUGGAUGAUAUGAAGAAGCACAUUAUUCGGACCCCGCUCGAACCAUACCAGACUUUCAAGGAUGACCCGCUUCGUGUACUGCGGUUAAUUCGGUUCGCGAGCAGGUUGGGGUACCAAAUCGACCAAGAAACGGAAUCUGCAAUGCAGAAUGAGGAUAUUAGCGUUGCACUGAGACUCAAGAUUAGCAAAGAGCGGGUCCUGACUGAGCUGGAUAAGAUGCUUCAUGGUCCUGAUCCCCACGGAGCUUUACAAUUCAUCGACCGACUCGGUCUUUUCCCUACGAUCUUCGCCAACCACCAAGACGACGUCACUGCCGAUACAUCGACCUGGCCUCUCGCCUAUAAUGCGCUGGCGCGAUUGUUACAACCCGGAUCUACCGAGAAUGUCUUGGAACGUAUCCGCGAGAUGCUAUUGCGUGACAAGCCUAGCCAUUACAAUGCUUGGAUGAUUGCAGCGUUCGCCCCAUGGACGUCAGUCCCUGCUCGAGGGUCAGGUAAUGAAAGGCGACCCCCACCCACACGCCCCGUCGAAGUUGGCAGGGACAGCCUCAAAGCCGAUAAUAAGACACUCUACAUACUCCGUGACGCGACCUUGCAUUUCCGAAACAUCAUUGAGUGCAAGGAGUCGUUACUUGGAAACACUAUUCAAGCUACGCCUGCCGAAAUCCGGCAACAGAUUGGUCUCCGAAUUCGAUCUUGGGGCAAAGAAUGGAGGCUUUGCGUUGUCUUGGCCAUACUUCAAGAGGUCAUGGCAGGACGCGACCUCAUUGAUGUGGCCCAAGAGUAUGACCAAUUCCUGGCGUAUGUUGUAGAGAAGGACCUAGAUAAUGUCUGCGAGCUUAAGCCCAUUGUAAACGGCGCCGAAAUCAUGCAGCACCUGGGGGCCAAAAAGGGGCCCUGGAUGAGCAGAGCGACCAAUCUCGUGGUGGAAUGGCAGCUGUUGCAUCCCGAAAUCACCGACAAAACGGCGGUGCUCGAGGAGAUCUCGGGACGUCGCGCAGAGUUGGGGUUGUGA
Molecule: messenger RNA, 1587 nt
Organism: Penicillium cataractarum
Lineage: Eukaryota; Fungi; Ascomycota; Eurotiomycetes; Eurotiales; Aspergillaceae
Product: tRNA adenylyltransferase
Exons: 3
Coding region: 1-1587 (528 amino acids)
Biological process (GO): tRNA 3'-terminal CCA addition
Molecular function (GO): RNA binding; ATP:3'-cytidine-cytidine-tRNA adenylyltransferase activity
Source: RefSeq, a predicted model, not a curated record